AUGAAUGAUGAACAAAGUUCAUUUGAACUAUCUAAAUCCAAGAAAAUAUCGAAAGUCAUCAAAAAAUCAAAAGAAACAAAGUCUAACAACCAAAAUUCUUCUCAAAAAUAGACGAAAAAAAAGAUAUUCUUAUCUAUGAAAGACAUCAAGGACGUCCAAUAUAAAAAAAAUGGAAUCCCAAACGAGAACAAAAGUGAAGUGGUAGUAACGAAAUAAGAAGAGAAGAAUUGA
Messenger RNA from Paramecium tetraurelia, 231 nucleotides. RefSeq lists its product as uncharacterized. Lineage: Eukaryota; Ciliophora; Oligohymenophorea; Peniculida; Parameciidae. The transcript has 2 exons. The record is from RefSeq and is a predicted model, not a curated record.